AUGUCCAGCAAGCCUGAAGUUUUGAAAACAGAAGAGCUUUCUGCCCAGGAUGCAAAGUGGGUCACACUGCAAAAGAUCACAUGGCGCGAUGAGGAAGGGAAGGAGCGCCCUUGGGAAGUUGCUUCAAGGAAAACAAGAGGCGAGGGUGGUAUAGAUGCCGUUGCUAUUCUUGCUGUGUUAAGAUCCAAGUCGAAAUCAUUCAAACCUUCAACCAUUAUUAUUGAACAGGCAGUACCGCCCUCCUGUUGGAGCUUAUGUCAAUUACCUGCUGGGUUGAUAAGCUCUGGGGAAUCUGUGGAGGAAACUGCAAUCAGGGAGCUUGAAGAAGAAACAGGGUACAAGGCGUCGGGUGUUGCAGAAGUGUCGCCAUUGCUUGUGAGCGACCCGGGGAUGACUAGUGCAAACAUGAAGUUGAUCGCUUUAAACGUGGAUGUCAAAGAAGGCGAGGAACCAUCUCAGAAGUUGGAUGAAGGCGAACACAUUGUGAAAAGGAUUAUCGAACUCGACAACCUUAUGGAAGAACUUCAGGUCUUCCUUCUUCCCUCCACCAUGGCGUAUCCCCCCCAUGCCGAUCCGGACCACUCGCGCUGGCAGCGUGAGCUAGAGAAUCUGCAAUACAUCAACCACCAACUACGGGUUGACCUUGAAGAUGCCCAGGGAGCCCUUUCACAGGCCAAGCAAGAGGCCGCAGCAUACCGAGAUGAGAUUGUCGACCUGAAAAACAAAAUUGAAGUCUUUUGGGACAGUAUAGAGGGAGCACGUGCCAUGUUUGUGCGCUCAUUUCCAAACUAUAACUACCGAGACUCGCACAAGCGCAGUCGAGAGGCAGAUGAACGAGAAAGAAUGAGCAGGAAAGCACAGAGACUUGAGCCCCCACCUGUCGCUGGCUCGUCCGCCCCAGGGAGAGACAGAGACCGUGAAGGUUCAAGGCGCGGAUAUCCGCCUGAAGCAGGCGUGGCAGCUCCAUAUCCUCAAGAGCACGACUAUCGUGCACUCCCACGCGGUCAGCCUCACCUAACGGUACCAGUGACACAAUUUCCUUAUCUAGUUGCAGGCACAGACAAACAUGCAUAUCCAAAUGGCCGCAGUCCCUACGAUACACACCCACCAGGCCCGUACCCAGACCCAGCACACCCGCACGUGGACCCUACUCGUGGUCACAGUGCAUCGCCCCAUCUAGCAACACGCAUCCCUACACACCCAGGCCACCGCCAUGACCCAAGCGGAUAUCCUCCCGAUGGACAAGGCAUCCCAACUCACGCACGUCGUGAAUCGGGCGACCCAAUGAUGAUUCCCCCAUGUCCCGGGGCCCCAAUGGAUGCAAACCUCAACCGACCAGCGUUGCCGCCCGCGGGGGCAAUUAUCAUUCACCCUCCUGCCGCAUUCCAAGUCUCGUUUACCGAUUUGCAACCCGGAAUUUUCCUCGAUCGUAGUGACUUUGGUGCCGAGUAUCCUCCCAACUUGGACCCUCCGCAGGGACUUCAAGCAGUGCGCUGUCUAUUCUGCGAUAAACACUACAGUGGCGCCAACGCUAGGAGUCUAUGGAGGCGACAUGUUAUGGGUAAACAUGACUUUACGAUGAAGGGUCAACGGGCUUCGACAGUGCGCAAUCGCCACAUGGGCAAGUAUUCAUUUGUUUUCUUGGCGCACGCUCAAGCAAGCAUAACUUCCAUCCCCGGCGAUUUACAUGAGUCCGCACCACCGAGCGCAGCCCCUGCGGCGUCCCCCGUGCAACCCCCACCUGCGGCUCCGUCGCGACCAACAGAUGCGCGCGCCCCCGCCCAGCCAGGCCAGAGCAAAUCAAAGCGUGCAGAUGGUGAAGGAGAACACCCUGAGAGUGAAGAUGAACAUGAACCGUUUGAUUACCAACGUCAUCGCGGUACCAAUGGGCGCAAAGGUCCGGAAGGCCCCCCUCCCGCGACAUCCAAUGGCAACGGCACGGCUAACCCACUGACUCACGCCGCCCUAGAGAAUUGGAACAAGGGUUCUGGGGCGGGCUCUGGGGGUGAUGUCGCUCGGGCACCCUGGGGCUCCAAGCCAGAGGACGAAGAACAAACAGUUGCGAGUCACGAGGCAGAUAGACAGCGCGAAUGGUGUUUGUGUCGCCGUCCAGACUCGUGGGGUGAGAUGAUUCGUUGUGAUAUGCCUACCUGUGCCAUACAAUGGUAUCAUUUACGGUGUGUUGGCCUAGAUGCGGCGGCAAAAGCUAGAGAUGAAUGGAUCUGCGAAGACUGCAAUCGUAAGAACGCUCAGAGGCGCCAAGAAGCCCAUCGCGAUGGCCCGCUCUCAGCCGUCCAAGAUAAAGACCGUGCACCCGCAUUGAGGACUCCCGAGCCUGGUACGUCUACCCACCAGGCACAAAACAAGACAAGCACACGACCAGAGGGUCGCGAUCCGAGUCGUCGCGAACAAGACGAGGAUGUAGUUAUGCGCACGACCGACUCGAAUACUCGGGAACAACGUGGAAACGAUUCGAAUGUAUCCGACGAUGAACCUUCACGCGGUGGCGCUCGCAAAACUCAAGCACGCCGAGUACUAUCGGAACCUCAAUCUUCAGCAGUUGCCCAACAGGGCGACCAGCGAGACGCCCCUACAGCCGCCACCGAUGCUCGAUCGGAAACCACUCCAGGCCCAACCACGGAUGAUAACACCCGCCAAUCCGAGUCUCCUGACCAGGCCAAGGCUGGGGGUACUCCGAAAAAGAAGGGAUGGAAAGGUUAUGCGUUGGUCCCUGUGCCCGAUGGGGCUGAACCAGCUCCUCAAAGGGAGUAUACGCCCCAAACGGUAACCACACCUGGUGGGUCAAGGCGCACUCGUAGCGGCAAGUCGUUCUUCCCUGAGGAUGGUGUUUCGGCAAGCGAUGGAGAGCGCCAGCAAAGCAUGGAGACCAACUAG
Molecule: messenger RNA, 2895 nt
Organism: Rhizoctonia solani
Lineage: Eukaryota; Fungi; Basidiomycota; Agaricomycetes; Cantharellales; Ceratobasidiaceae
Product: NUDIX family hydrolase
Exons: 14
Coding region: 1-2895 (964 amino acids)
Biological process (GO): ribose phosphate metabolic process; nucleoside phosphate metabolic process
Cellular component (GO): nucleus
Molecular function (GO): ADP-ribose diphosphatase activity
Source: RefSeq, a predicted model, not a curated record